Aureobasidium uvarum is the source of this 825-nucleotide messenger RNA. The record is from the annotation of a GenBank genome assembly. NCBI's taxonomy places the organism in Eukaryota, Fungi, Ascomycota, Dothideomycetes, Dothideales, Saccotheciaceae.
AUGCGUUUCGAACUUCUCGCUCUUCCGGUACUGGCUGCCAUUGCAGAGGCCGCUGCCAUCUCCAGCAAGCCCAGCAGUGUUUGCACAACCUGCCCAGUCACCAUCCAAAACACAGAUUCCGCCAUUGCAUCAAUUCUCUCUCAAAUGGCUGCUCAAAGCCCCAAAGCCGUCUUGACCACCACAUCCAUCACCGGAUCUCCUGUCGCUGCCACCGCAGUCGCCAAAAUGAGCACUACAGCUCCUACCUCUGCAAAGCCCACUGCCGCUUCAACGACCUCCAAGGCUAGCACUAGCUCCAGCACAAGCAGCAAGAAGCGUCAACGCCGUGCAGCAACCACCACUACUUCAUCUUCUUCCGUUGCCGCUUCCACCACAAACGGCGCCGCAUGCUCACCCAUGCCAAACUUUGGCUACACAUACACACCCGCCAACGCCGCGCCCUCGGCCUUCCUCAAAGACUCCACUCUACGCUCUCAAUACAUGUCCGCCACCGUACCUUCCAACUACGUCUGGCGCUUUGCAGGCUUCUACGCUUCCGUCUCCCAAGCCGGCUACAUGUUUUAUACCGAAUUGUCUUCUUACUCGCCCACCCAGUGUGCAGCCAUCUGCGAUGCCGAUGCUGCAUGCAAGGGUUUCAACAUUUACUUUGAACGCGUGCCGAAGUUGACGCCUGGAGAUGGUUGCGCGAAUCCUGCUCCUCAGGUGGAUGUCAAGUGUGCNUUUUACUCGACCGCCGUGUCCGAGGCUAAUGCUGUUAAUGUGGGUAGCUGGAGGAGUUCGUUCAAUGUGGUUAUCACCGGUGCCAAUGGAUAUACCAAGAUGUAA